CAGUUGAUGUUCACUCUACAGAAUGUUCACAGUUCUACUUAUAUUGAUGUUAGUGUGGAGAGGAGAGGGGGUUCCAUCACAAUAUCCGACUAAAUGUUUUUUCCCAAGAGUUUGGAGAGAUUUAUGGGAUAACCCGACCAAAAAUAUUUCAAUUAGUAUACUGGCAGAGAACUGGGAUGCCCUAGGAAAAUGUGUGUUGGAAUUAGACGAAGCAAAUGGAAUUCGUCCUUAUGUAGUUCAUGAGAAGAAUAAGAAAUGUUAUGUUUGUCUUCAAGUUCAACAAUUGCAUCCAAAUGUCCUCAGGCUUAAAUCUUCAGAAUGUCGGAAAGAAAAAGAAGUAAACCGAUUAUGCUAUGGAGAAAUAACCCAACAGAAAUGGAGCUACCUUUACCGCCAUGCAGCUCCUCAGAAACCAUGUCCUGAUCUAUUGGAGGGUUCGCAUGCUUUCUCUUAUUCAGAAUAUGCUGGAAUUUCAGACACAUACAUUCAGUUGAAUUUUCCUGCUGUUUCAAUAAAUCCUGAGUUCAACCUUGAUUAUUCAUCAUGAAGAGAGCGGAUGAGAGUUACGACAAACCAACGCAAAAUACCACAAGGUUCUUUUUACAUAUAUAGCGCGUAGUCGCGUAACAUUCAACAGGGAUUUCCUCAAAGGGGUCGUUUAACCUUUUCUUUGAGAUAUUCUAAAAUUUUUUUUCCCUCUUAAAUCUCCUUGUAUCUACCAGAUUUAUAUUCGGAAAGAUUACAAGGAGUAGUGAGGAUUUGAGGCCUGAACUGUUCUUACUCCUUGAUCCUUUUAUGUCUGCCAGAUCAAUAUCCGGAAAGAUUAUAAAAGGUGGCGGAGGUAUCAUUAAAGUUCAGUAAGAUUUGAGAUU
Eurytemora carolleeae is the source of this 872-nucleotide messenger RNA. RefSeq lists its product as uncharacterized. The transcript is spliced from 8 exons. Bases 23 to 547 code for a protein of 174 amino acids. NCBI's taxonomy places the organism in Eukaryota, Metazoa, Arthropoda, Copepoda, Calanoida, Temoridae. The record is from RefSeq and is a predicted model, not a curated record.